Oikopleura dioica is the source of this 870-nucleotide messenger RNA. NCBI's taxonomy places the organism in Eukaryota, Metazoa, Chordata, Appendicularia, Copelata, Oikopleuridae. The record is from the annotation of a GenBank genome assembly.
AUGAGCCUCAAAUUUUUCAUCGUUGACGCUUUCGCUGGAGAGCCGUUUUCAGGAAAUCCAGCUGCUGUUGUCUUUUUAGAGAAAAAGCUUGAAGAAGAAGAGUACCUAAAGUACAGCGCAGAGUUUAACCUUUCCGAAACGGCUUUUCUUCUUCCGCUUGAAGGCAAGAGUCUAAAUUUGAAUGAGAAUCCAACGAGAUUCUCUCUCCGCUGGUUUACGCCCACUGUUGAAGUAAAUCUUUGUGGUCAUGCGACGCUAGCAGCUUGCGCGGCAUUGGAAGCUUUUGGAAUUGUUGCAAAUGAGUUCGAAUUUGAAACACUUUCGGGACUUCUCAAAGGUGUUAAAGAUGAAGAAAACUGGUGCCUUCAAUUUCCAUCGAAUCCUCCAGCGGAAAUGGAGAAAACCUGGCACUCUGAAGUAACAAAUUCAAUCUUUGAUGACAAUGACGUCGUUUCGAAGAUUUUCUAUUCUAGCGCGACGAAAAAGAUGAUCAUCGUUCUUGAUGAAGAGCUUCCAAUUGAUUUCUUGAGAAAUCUUCAAGUCGAUUCUACGAGGAUGUUUGAAAGCUGUCCAAGUGGCGAGGUUGUUCGAGGAGUAUCAAUAACAAAAGCUGUAAAAGAAGAUGAGAACCUGGACUUUGUCUCGAGAUACUUUUCACCGUGGAACGGGAUCCCAGAGGAUCCAGUUAAUGGCUCGUCGCAUACUAAUCUCGCGCCGCUCUGGGCGAAGCUGCUCGGCAAAGUUCAGCUCAGGGCGAAAAUGGUGUCUAAAAGAGGAGGAGAUCUAUCUUUACAAGUGAAAGAAAAAGAAGUUAUGAUAGGAGGACCGUCCAAUCUCUUUGCAUCUGGCCAUGUGUGUGUUGAAAUUUAA